AUGAGCUUGGUACCGUGGCAUGCUACAGCGGCUUUUUUGGAGGACGUCGACUUCCCAUACCUCAUAGCAGUCGAGUACGGGAAAGAGAGACAAUACUUCACUGGGGUCUUGAGAACAUUUGACAAAUAUGGGAACUUGACACUAUCGGAACCGGAGGAAUGCAUCUUCUAUAACGGAUUCAUGGCUAAAAGGCCACUCGGUAAAAUAUUAACGGUAUUUGGAGAAUCCGUAGUACUUUGUGGAAGAUACGACAAAAGUAAAAGCGCGAAUAUCCCGAAGAAGAGCUUUGGAGAACUUGAGAAAGAGUAUAAGCAGAGUGUUCAGUUUUAA
Molecule: messenger RNA, 330 nt
Organism: Entamoeba invadens IP1
Lineage: Eukaryota; Evosea; Mastigamoebida; Endamoebidae
Exons: 2
Coding region: 1-330 (109 amino acids)
Source: RefSeq, a predicted model, not a curated record